CAAGGAGAUGGCUGCCAUCAGGAUCUUGUCUUGGAUGGUGAUGAUAAUUCUUCCCAUUCAGGUGGAUGCAGACUUUUGGACUCAUCCAACACCUGCUUACCCCACGACUACUACACCCAUAUAUGAUGAGCUGCAGCUGAGGCUGAGCAGUGGACCCAACCGGUGUGCAGGCAACGUGGAGAUCUACUACUUUGGAGGCUGGGAGAAGGUGUGUGGCUACCUGUGGGACAUGCAGGAUGCCGAGGUGGUGUGCAGGCAGCUGGGCUGUGGCUACCCUCUCUCAGCCACAGACAUCUUCCCCUCGAGCAACUGGUACCCGUACAUGAUUACUGAGGUGAACUGUGUGGGCUACGAGCGCCACGUGUGGCAGUGUCCCUACAACUACCAGUACAGUGUGUGCCACCAUGGAGAUGCUUCUGUCGUAUGCUCAGACUCGGGAAUAGCAGUGUCUCCAUCAGCAGAACCAGCUGUCUCUAGAUCGAUGCUCCCCAGGUGGUUAUGGACUACAGCAGGGUACUUCUCCUGUGGUGGCUUACUCCAGGCAACGUCUGGCACCAUCCAGAGCCCGGGCUACCCCGGCUCCUACCCCGACAACUCGCGCUGCGUGUGGCGCAUCCGGCUGCGGGACCGGGCCCGCAGGAUCCAGCUGCAGUUCACGGACGUGGAGCUGGAAGGCAGCAGCUGCUCCUACGACGCCGUCGAGGUGUUCGAUGGAGGCUCGCCCCAGGCCUGGCGCCUGGGCCUGGUCUGCAGGGACGACCAUCGCGUCUUCAACUCCUCGGGGAACCAGCUCACCGUCCUGUUCCGCAGCGACGGCAGCGUCACCAGGAGAGGCUUCCACGCCUUCUACUCCUCAUUUCUUGACUUCAAUAGCACCCUGGCUCCCAUUACUUUAGACCAGACAACCCCAUCAGCCUCAGAAUAUUAUUCUUGUGGUGGCUCGUUUUCCUCUUCAUCUGGUACCAUACAGAGUCCAUUUUACCCCAGAAAUUAUCCAAACAAUGCCAACUGUGUGUGGGAAAUACAAGUGAAGAGCAACUUCCUUGUCACACUUGUAUUUAGAGAUAUUCAGAUGGAAGGUGGCAGAUGCCUCUCUGACUACGUGGAAAUCUAUGAUGGGCCCCUGCACAGCUCUCCCCUCCUUGGGAAGAUUUGCUCUGGUUAUUACCACUCGUACACAUCGUCCUCCAACCUGCUGACCGUCCGCUUUCACAGUAACUCCCGAAUCACGUACAGAGGGUUUCAGGCCAACUAUUAUUCCACUCCAGCUGAUGACAGCACCACACUGCUGUGCUUGCCAGAUUACAUGCACGUCGUUGUGAGCAGAUACUUCCUUCAGUCCCAUGGCUAUUCUGCUUGGAACCUCACCCUGAAUGACCCCUUUUGCACACCCAACAUUACAUCAAAUUAUGUGGUGUUUGACAUUCCAUACACCCGCUGUGGCACUGUCAGAGAGGGAAACAACGACACAAUCAGAUAUUCCAACAUUAUUAGAGGGUCCUCCUCUGGUGCAUUAAUCACAAGAAAUAGAAAUCUCCUCUUGCAUGUCAACUGCAAGAUGCUCCAGAACACAUGGGCAAAAACAAUGUAUAUCGCGGACGAUAAUUUUGAAGUCAACGAAACCCAGUAUGAGAGAUACGAUGUAAACCUCACGUUCUAUGACUCUUCAAGCUUCUCACGGCCAGUGUACGACUCACCCUACCAUGUCAGCAUCAACCAGAAUUUGUACCUGGAAGCUUCCCUGCACAGCUCUGAUCCAUCACUGGAGCUGUUUCUGGACACUUGUGUGGCAUCUCCCACUCGCCAGAAUUUUACAACAAGACCUUAUGCUAUAAUCAAGAAUGGAUGUGUUAAAGAUCCUACCUAUUCUUCAUAUUACUCACCCUACAGACACACCCUCCGGUUUAAAUUCAAUGCCUUCCAGUUUGUUAGAAGCAAUCCAGAGGUUUACCUGCAGUGUGAGCUGGUGGUGUGCAGGGCCUUUGACUAUUCUUCCAGGUGCCACCAAGGCUGUGUUCAAAGGUACAAGAGAGAGGCAAACUCUGACGAAGAAAGUGUGAUUGUUGUUGCUGGCCCAAUACAGCUCUGGGAACCUGGUUCUGAGAUUGGGAAUAAUUAUGGAUCUGAAUAAAACUGUCUCCUUUGAGAGAUAGCAUCUUUAAAUGCCAAUUGAAUUCUGGAAGAAAUUAUGUUGCUAGAUUGCCAGAAACUCUAGAAUAAAUUUUAGGAAUGUG
Molecule: messenger RNA, 2234 nt
Organism: Ficedula albicollis (Collared flycatcher)
Lineage: Eukaryota; Metazoa; Chordata; Aves; Passeriformes; Muscicapidae
Product: deleted in malignant brain tumors 1 protein
Exons: 14
Coding region: 8-2131 (707 amino acids)
Cellular component (GO): membrane
Source: RefSeq, a predicted model, not a curated record